AUGUCUAUCACCUUGGUUGAAGAGCCUGGCGGAAAGGGGACUCACACGGCACUCGCCACGUCUGAACACCAUAAACACCGCCAUAUUGACAAUACCGGCCAGCAGUCUGGUUCCAAUGAGACUGAGAAGAUUAGCACACACGACGACGGCUUUCCGUCCAACUCCAUUUGCAAGCAGCCGCUGCCCAUUGCGCCAGAGAUCUUCCCAACGUGGAGAAGGACAUCCAUGGCUAAAGGGACGACGGGAGAGGCAAAUCAGCGCGGCAGAGGUACACGGAUCCUUCUUGUGUCGCACAAUUCAAAGACUCAAAUGGGCAAAACGGACUCAUGGAGACAUCCGUCCAGCAAACAUGCUACUGGAUUCCAACCGAAAUUUGAAGUUAGAGCGAUUUGGUCCAGGCCAGAGAAGUUGAGAAAGAAAUAG
Messenger RNA from Exophiala spinifera, 423 nucleotides. RefSeq lists its product as uncharacterized. Lineage: Eukaryota; Fungi; Ascomycota; Eurotiomycetes; Chaetothyriales; Herpotrichiellaceae. The record is from RefSeq and is a predicted model, not a curated record. The coding region runs from base 1 to 423 and encodes 140 amino acids. The transcript is spliced from 2 exons.